GAAGCCCUGCUCCAGCUGCACUUCCGGAGGGUCAAGGCGCAGGCCCUGCAGCAGAGGCCCCGGCACCUGCAGCCAAGCGAAGCAGCGGUUUGCCCCAGAACUCACCGACAGCAGAGGACCUACAGCGUGGCCUCAGCAGCGGCAUCACCUGCGUGCUGCCCGUGGAGGAGCAGCGCCGGGUCUAUGUGGGAACUGUCGAGGGCCGGGUCAUCAUUUUCAGCACCGAGAACGAUUUCUCAGUGCUUCGGUGGGUCCACCUCGAGGACGCCAGCCCGGUCACCUGCAUCGACGUGGCUCCUUGGGCCGAAGGUGUUGAAGUACCAGAUGGGGAAGAGCCUGGGCUCAUGGCUGUGGGCACGCAGGAGGGCGUGGCCCACAUCUACAGCCUCGCCAACCUUCGCUUGGCGGGCACCGUGAAUAUCCCAAGAGCACUGCCCGAAGGUGAAUUGCAGCCUGGGUCUGGGCUUCGGCACAUGAGGAUGAUCCAGAUUGCGGCAGAACCACUACUUCCUGUGACGCUGCUGACCAUCGACAGCCAGUCCAGGCUUCGACUUUGGGGUCUCAAGGUCCAUGUCCAAUCGGGCCGGCUACAGCAAUUGAAACUCCUGCUUGAUGCCGGUCAGCUGCGAGAGAGCGCUUGCAUCCCUGCCGAGUGGUACAAUCGCCUCAAGCAGAAGCGCGACCAUGAGGCGAAGCUGCGGAAGAAGAAGCGUGAAGAGGAGAUGAAGGCUGCCAAGGCCAGGGCCGGAAAGGAUGAGACGGCAGAGCAGAACCCAGAGGCAGAGGCCCAAGAAAUGGAGGGCCAGAAUCUGGAUGAAGGCUCCCAAGGGGAGGGAGAAAACCUGGCUGCCGAAGCUCGUUGGACCAGCACCGAGUCUGUACGCAUCACAGCAUUUGCAGCCCUUCCUCGUGGUCCUGUGCAGCUGCCGAUCGAUUGCCUGGACAACCAGCCCUUCGAAGGACCCACCACAUCGGCCACGGCUGUGGCCCAAGAGAAGAGCACGCCCUUCUUCCAAGCCAAGGCCGACAAGGCAGAGAAGGAGCCGGCCUCGUCCCUCUUCAUCACCCAGCCUCCAGGUGCAGCUCGCCUCCUCGGUAAGGCCGACGAGGAGGCUCCGGCAGAGGAGUUCUCCGGCAGUGACUCCGAUGGCGAUGCUGAUGAGAUUGUCACCCAGCGUUUCGCCGAAAUGCCAAGGCUGCCGUCGUCGGCGCCCAAUGCGCUCAUGCUGGGUGACUCUGCCGCGGCAGAGUCUCUUCGAGCAGCAAAAGAAGCCGUAGCCGAGGAGCUGGGUGGCUCUAUUGGCGAUGGUGACUCGCUGGUUUUCAUCGCUGAUUCCGGUGGCUGGCUGUGGUGUCUGGACAUCGCUGCCUCCCUUUCUGCUGCUGCGUCCUCCCCGCCCGUGGCCAUAGCCUUGGAUGUCGCCAUGGUCGCGAAGGCGCACGAGGAGAUGAUGAAAGAUCGCGGCGAAAAGAGAAACAAGAGGUGCCCUUCGAGCGAUGAUCCGACGCCCUUCCAAAGCUUGCAGGGCAGAGUGUAA
Molecule: messenger RNA, 1538 nt
Organism: Symbiodinium necroappetens
Lineage: Eukaryota; Dinophyceae; Suessiales; Symbiodiniaceae
Source: the annotation of a GenBank genome assembly